This is a messenger RNA of Talaromyces proteolyticus, 3800 nucleotides long. RefSeq names its product putative ribosome biogenesis protein. The transcript has 3 exons. Gene Ontology annotation, cellular component: nucleus; 90S preribosome. The record is from RefSeq and is a predicted model, not a curated record. Gene Ontology annotation, biological process: maturation of SSU-rRNA from tricistronic rRNA transcript (SSU-rRNA, 5.8S rRNA, LSU-rRNA); endonucleolytic cleavage of tricistronic rRNA transcript (SSU-rRNA, 5.8S rRNA, LSU-rRNA); ribosome biogenesis. Gene Ontology annotation, molecular function: GTPase activity; U3 snoRNA binding; GTP binding. Bases 78 to 3647 code for a protein of 1189 amino acids. NCBI's taxonomy places the organism in Eukaryota, Fungi, Ascomycota, Eurotiomycetes, Eurotiales, Trichocomaceae.
CGUCGUUGAACAGCGUCAUUCGUCUUGUGUGUGAUUAGGAGUGGGCUGGAAGGAACGGUGCUCCCUUGCGGUCGAAGAUGGAUGACCAGAAUAAUAGGCCUCAUCACAAAGGCAAGGAAAAAAAGAAAUACCAAGGCCAAAAUCCCAAGGCUUUUGCUUUCUCAAAUCCUGGAAAGGGAAAAAGACAAGCUGCGAGGUCUCACGAGCUCAAAGAAAAACGUCUCCAUGUGCCUCUCGUUGAUCGUCUCCCGGAGGAGGCUCCGCCGAUUGUGGUUACAGUCGUCGGGCCACCUGGAGUAGGCAAAACAACACUAAUCAAGUCUUUGAUUAAGCGAUAUUCGAAACAAACAUUGAGUUCGCCAACAGGUCCUCUAACAGUCGUUACGUCCAAGCGCAGACGCCUCACAUUUUUGGAAUGUCCCUCAGAUUCCCUAGCCAGCAUGGUCGAUGUCGCCAAGAUUUCAGACAUCGUUCUGUUGAUGAUUGAUGGUAAUUAUGGCUUUGAGAUGGAGACUAUGGAGUUUCUCAACGUGCUGGCUGCUAGUGGAAUGCCUGGAAACGUCUUUGGGAUUUUGACCCAUCUCGAUCUCUUCAAGAAACAGAGCACAUUACGAGCAGCAAAGAAGCGAUUAAAACAUCGUUUCUGGAGUGAACUCUACCAGGGUGCAAAGCUAUUUUAUCUGUCUGGGGUCUUGAAUGGGCGGUAUCCGGAUCGUGAAAUACACAAUCUAUCGCGCUUUCUUUCUGUCAUGAAAAAUCCGCGUCCACUAAUCUGGCGCAAUUCACACCCUUACACUCUCGCCGAUCGGUUCUUAGAUAUCACACCGCCUACUGAAAUUGAGGAGAAUGAGAAAUGUGAUCGCACAAUAGCGCUUUAUGGUUAUUUACGCGGUACAAAUUUUCCUGCUCAGGGUGCCCGUGUCCAUGUUCCUGGUGUUGGAGAUCUUACAGUAUCUGCCAUCGAGGCUCUACCCGACCCAUGUCCUACACCUUUCAUGGAUCAGCAAAUAGCCAAAGCAUCGGGAAAGGGGUCAAGAAGAAGGCUGGGCGAAAAACAGAAGCUUCUGUUUGCCCCCAUGUCGGAUGUCGGUGGUGUCUUGGUUGACAAGGAUGCCGUGUAUAUAAACGUGAAAUCAGCCACCUUCGACAGGGAUGAAGAUGAGGAUGAUGAAGACAGAGGCCUAGGUGAAAAGCUCGUCAUAGGUCUACAAGGCGAGCGAAAACUACUGGGAGAGGCUAAUACAGGUUUCCGGCUGUUUCAAGGAGGAGAAGCUAUCGCGAGAGAUGGCGAUGAGGUCGGUACUGGCCGAAAGCAUAAACGGUCAAUUCGCGCUCUAGAUAACGGAGGGCAUGUGUCGGAUGAAGAAGAGGAGGACGAUGAAGGGUUCGAAAGCGGAGACGACGAGGGUCUAGACAAUGAAGCAGAAGAUUCUGGCGAAGAUUUAUCUGACGAUGGUGCCGAUGACGAAGUUCAAACUCCGGCAGACUUCACAGCAAGCUUUCGUGAGAAACAGAACGGACAGUCAAAGAAUGAGGGUGAUCUUGUUUUCGCCGACAGUGAUUCAGACCUCGGCUCUAUCUCAUCCGUUGAAGACCAGGAGUUUGAAGACGGAUCAGAAGAAGAUGAGGCAGUGUCCGAUGAUGGUUAUAGUGAAGACGGUGAUGAUGAAGGAGCCUUGCGCUGGAAAGAGAAUAUGCUUGAAAAUGCGAAAUCUCUUCAUGGAAAACAACCUGCUUACCGUGUCACUGACCUAAGUCGCAUGCUGUAUGAUGAAUCCAUCACGCCCUUUCAAGUGAUUACACGAUGGAAGGGGGAGGACCAAGACGAGGAUAAGGAUGGCGUGGAUGGUGAGGAAGAAGAGGAUUUUUUCAAAAAGGCCGAUGUCGAAGGUGAAGAAGAAUGGGAGGACCGAGCAAUACCCAAUUUCAAUUAUGAAGAUUUAGAAAGGAAAUGGUCAGGUGAAGACGCUGUAGAAGCCUUACGGCAUCGCUUCGUAUCUGCCAAGCUGUCGGGAAAUGCAGAUAGUGGCGACGACGAUGACGAUGAAGCGGAUGCCUCGGAUGAAGGAGAUGGCGCAUUUGAGGAUUUGGAAACUGGUGAGGUGUUUAAUGGCUUUGACGACAAAUCAGGACGCAAAGCAGAUGAAAGUGAAUCGGGAGAAGAUGAAGAGGAGGCUGAGGGCUCAGUUGACCUUGAAGCUGAACGAGAACGCAACGCCAAGAAGAAAGAAGAGCUACGGUUACGGUUUGAAGAAGAAGACCGUGAAGGUUUCGCCAACGCAAAAAAUGGUGAUCGGGGCGAAGGCGGCAACGAACAGGAGUUUGGCGAAGAUGACUGGUAUGACGCUCAAAAGGCAAAGUUACAGAAGCAACAGGAUAUCAAUCGUGCAGAAUUCGAGAGUCUUGACGCAGCAUCCCGCGCUCGAGCAGAAGGGUUCAGGGCUGGUACCUAUGCACGUAUAGUUCUCGAAAAAGUUCCAUGCGAGUUUUCUACCAAGUUCAACCCUCGUUUCCCCGUCAUUGUCGGUGGUCUGGCGCCCACGGAAGAGCGGUUUGGCUAUGUGCAGGUGCGCAUCAAACGGCACAGAUGGCACAAGAAGAUUCUAAAAAGCGGUGACCCUCUCAUCUUCUCCCUUGGUUGGCGUCGUUUCCAGUCUCUUCCUAUAUACAGCAUUUCCGACUCGCGUACCCGCAAUCGCAUGCUGAAAUAUACUCCAGAACAUAUGCACUGCUUUGGGACAUUCUAUGGGCCGCUGGUAGCUCCCAACACUGGUUUCUGCUGCGUCCAGUCAUUUUCGAACAAACUCCCUGGUUUUCGAAUUGCAGCCACUGGUGUAGUCUUGAAUGUGGAUGAGAGCACGGAGAUUGUGAAGAAGCUUAAACUCACCGGUUACCCAUACAAGAUCUUCCGCAAUACUGCAUUUAUCCGCGAUAUGUUUACAACUGCGUUAGAGAUCGCCAAGUUCGAGGGAGCUUCUAUCCGCACGGUGUCUGGUAUUCGGGGCCAGGUUAAAAGAGCACUCAGCAAGCCUGAUGGCCAUUUCCGAGCCACGUUCGAAGACAAGAUCUUGAUGAGCGAUAUUGUCUUCUUGCGUGCUUGGUAUCCCAUCAAGCCUCAUCAAUUCUACAAUCCAGUUACCAACUUGUUAGAUCUGGAUGAAAGCGCCUCGGGUGAAACUGGAUGGCAGGGCAUGCGCCUCACUGGCGAGGUUCGCAAAGCUGAGGGAAUUGCAACUCCCCUUGACAAGAAUUCCCAAUACCGCACCAUUGACCGGCCAACACGUAAUUUCAAUCCUCUGCGGGUACCUCGUCAGCUGGCAAAGGACUUGCCCUACAAGUCACAAAUAACCCAGAUGCGGCCACGCAAAGAGCAGACGUACAUGCAGAAGCGAGCUGUUGUUCUAGGCGGCGAAGAGAAGAAGGCCCGCGAUUUGAUGCAGAAACUCAGUACCAUGAACAAUGAGAAACGGGCAAAACGCGCCGCAGCACAAGAAGACCGCAGGAAGGUUUACCGCGCCAAGGUAGCUGAGAAUCUGGAGAAGAAGGCCGAUCGGGAGAAGCGCGAGCAGAAAGAAUACUGGAGACAAGAAGGAAAGAAGAGGAAGCACAUCGAUGGUGAGAGCGGUGGUGGGAAAAAACGGAGGUGAACAGUUUUUUUUUUUUUUUAACAUAUCUGUCUUUGGCUUGUACAAAGUUAUGCAUUGCUGGCGUCGGAUUUGUGGAUCGGUCUAGAUCGUGGUGACACAUAUACAAAAGUUAGCAGUAUACCACAUAUAGUGAUAGUAUCGAUUAUUAUUCCA